Molecule: messenger RNA, 1091 nt
Organism: Diorhabda carinulata
Lineage: Eukaryota; Metazoa; Arthropoda; Insecta; Coleoptera; Chrysomelidae
Exons: 4
Coding region: 136-1029 (297 amino acids)
Source: RefSeq, a predicted model, not a curated record
UGAAAACGUGAAGCCUGCUUAUUUUCUUACGAAUUUAAGUUAAAUUACGUUAUUUAAAUUAAGUUAAAUUAAGUUUAAUUACGAUAAAUUUAUCUUCCUCAGUUAUUAAAUUGUGCAAAAACUCGUGCAUCCAAAAUGGAGGAUAAUAUGGACGAAGAUCUUAAAUUAUUUAUUCAUACUUUUGAAUCCAUGCCCGAAUUGUGGAGCUCCACAGAUCCAAAUUACAUGAAAAAAAAUAAAAGGAUGGAAGCCUUAAAUAAAUUAUUGCCUUUGUACAAAAAAAUAAAACCUAACGCGGAAAUUUCCGAUGUCAGGAAAAAAAUAAAUACAUUAAGAUCAAAUUUUCGAAAAGAACUUAAGAAAAUUGAAUCUUCGAAAAGGUCUGGAUGUGGUACCGAAGACAUUUACACUCCGUCGUCAUGGGUAUUUUAUGCUCUUCAAUUUCUUGAUAAAAUCGAGCAGCCAUUCGAAACCCACUCGUCGAUUGAUGUGGAAAACGAGGAAGAGGAACAGGCUCAAGAAACUACAAACAUAAUUCCAGAGGACGAUGUUAUCACUCAGCCUUCGACUUCAAUAAAUUACAACAGAAAAUCCAAAAAACAAAAAAAAUGUAAUAAACAAUCAGAUUUGCUGAAUUUAGCGUGUGAGUACCUGACCAAGGAAAAAGAAGGAGAUUACAAUCUUAACUUAGCGAAAGUUUGGGCUACAAAAUUGCAAAAUUUGGAUGCGUCCCAAAAAAUACUUGCCGAAAAGGCCAUAAACGACAUUUUAUUUGAGGCUACAAUGGGGAAUCUGCAUCACAACUCCGUUAAAAUCAACGAGCCGCAAUCUUCCUGCCUCCAUUCAUCAAAUCCUUCCCAAAUACUGAACGGAACCCUUCCUAGUCCAGUCCAUGUCCCUUCUACCACCACCACUUCCCCCCAAAAAAUUAUGAUUUUAAACAAUAAUAACAAUUAUGAUCCAAUCGAUGAUAACGGCAUUUCAUCAAAAAAUAACUUGAAGGACUACUAUCAUACAUUUUCUGAAUAAAAUAAAAUUUUGUAAAGUGUAUAAAUGCCUAUACAUACUAAUAAAAUAUUUUACUAAUUGAA